Molecule: messenger RNA, 246 nt
Organism: Brettanomyces bruxellensis
Lineage: Eukaryota; Fungi; Ascomycota; Pichiomycetes; Pichiales; Pichiaceae
Exons: 1
Coding region: 1-246 (81 amino acids)
Biological process (GO): maturation of SSU-rRNA; mRNA splicing, via spliceosome
Cellular component (GO): U4/U6 x U5 tri-snRNP complex; nucleolus; P-body
Molecular function (GO): RNA binding
Source: RefSeq, a predicted model, not a curated record
AUGGACACGGAAGAACAGAAAAAGACUACAAACUCGGUUGCCAACUACUUAUCGGGAAUAACAAGCAGCCCCGUUAUAGUCAAGCUUAAUAAUGGUUUCGAAUACCAUGGAAUUUUAUCUUCAAUCGAUGGAUUCAUGAACAUCGUACUUGAAAAAUGCUCUGAACAGGUUGGUUCCAAGGUGGUGAAGAACUACAACGAACUCUUCUUGAGAGGCAAUAAUGUGAUGUACAUCUCCCAGGCUUGA